CAGGGAGUCAUGAUCACGUUUGCGCUGUCGCUGCUGCUGGUGUUCAAGACCAACAGCAGCUACAGCCGCUGGUGGGAGGGGCGCAUCAUCUGGGGCCAGAUUGUCAACUUUGGGCGCAACUACACCCGGCAGGUGCUGAUGUGGUUCCCCGCGGAGCGACCCGAGCUGCGCGCCGCGGCGGUGCGGUGGGCCGCCGCGGCGCCGCGGGUGCUGCUGGCGCACAUCCGCGAGGGCUGCUCGCUGGCGGACGAGGUGGCGGACAUCCUAGAGCCGGAGGAGGUGGAGUGGCUCACUGGCUGGAGCAAUGCGCCGCUGGGUGCGGGCAGCGCCCUGGGUCAGCUGGUGGCGGCGGCGGGGCUGCGGCCGGAGCUGCAGGCGGAGCUGCAGCGGCAGGUUGAGCUGUACACGAACAUGGCUGGCGGCUGCGAGCGCAUCUUCAAAACGCCCAUCCCGCCCGCCUACACGCGCCACACCUCCCGCUUCCUGAUGCUGUACGUGGUGUUCUCGCCGGUGCUGCUGUGGACCGCCACCGGCUGGGCCACGCCGGCGGUGGCGGUGGUCAUCGCCUUCCUGCUGCUGGGGGUGGAGAACAUCGGGGUGCAGGUGGAGGAGCCCUUCCACGUGCUGCCCCUGUACGACAUAUGCAGGGCGCUUGAGGCGAACAUCCGGGAGCUGGAGCGAAACUUCCAGCCCACCACCACUUCCAGCCUUGUCGUUGUCGCGCGGGCGGCCGGAAGCACAGCCCGGCCGCGGCCGCCCGGCAAGCUGCCACUGUUUGCCGCCGGCUCCGGCGCUGGUUCUGGUGCCGAGGCCGGGGCGGGCAGCUGGGGCGUGCGUAGCACCGGCACCGGCACCGGCAGCGGCAGCGACUACGUCGCGCCGGGGGAACGGCACGUCGUCGUUGGCGGCGGCGGCGGCGGCGGCGGCGGCGGCGGAGGAGGAGGCGGAGGCGGCGGCGGAAGUGCCGCGGCGGCGGAUGUUGCGGUUCACGUGCUGGCGAGCGACGGCGGGGUUGGCCAGUCGCGGCGUAAGUCCCUGCCGGAGAGGGUGGGCGGCGGCGGCAACGGCAGCAACAACGCGGGCGGCGUACCGAGCAGCGGCGCUGAUAGUGCUGGUCGCGGUGGGAUGGUCGUGAGCACGGGUGUCAAUGGCAGCGGCGUUUCAAACAGUGGCGGGCAGGGGCCCUUCGCGAGCGCAGCAUUGGCGGCUGCGGCCACGGCACCAGCAGGCAGGCAGGUUCCUGUGCCGUCGCCGUCGCCGGCGGCCACAGGGCCGCUGGUGUCUUGAGUACCAUUGUGUGCGCGGCGUGCAAGAUUCAGGUGAUUGGGGUGGCGUGACAAUGCUUAAGCUGCCUGUGGUUGGUUUGGUCGGGCCAUAGCGGCUGGCUGGGGGUUUGUUUCCGCUGUGUGCAUGCCUGGAGGCCGUGAAAAUGCGCAAGUACGAGUCCGUAAGGGACCUCUGAAUUCAUUGGGUCCGGAAGCCCCACCACCGGUGUGGGGCCUGUGGGCUUGCUGUCACCAUUCAUUGAGUGAAGCGGGAACUGACGGCCGUGAUGCUGGUACAAUGGUACGCCAGAAUACUGCUGGGGCGUAUGUUGCAUUGGUUGACGCUGGGGCUGGGAAUGGCUGACGCCGCAUGCGGCGAGUGUGUGGGAUGCCGUGAAGACUGAUGAUGUGCCGGGGCCUCGUGACUUUGUUUCCACACAAUGCGCUCGAGACCGGCCAGACCGCAA
Messenger RNA from Chlamydomonas reinhardtii, 1732 nucleotides. RefSeq lists its product as uncharacterized. Gene Ontology annotation, molecular function: chloride channel activity. The record is from RefSeq and is a predicted model, not a curated record. Bases 10 to 1287 code for a protein of 425 amino acids. The transcript has 9 exons. Lineage: Eukaryota; Viridiplantae; Chlorophyta; Chlorophyceae; Chlamydomonadales; Chlamydomonadaceae.